This is a messenger RNA of Triplophysa dalaica, 2046 nucleotides long. RefSeq names its product glucose-6-phosphate isomerase a (gene gpia). The record is from RefSeq and is a predicted model, not a curated record. Gene Ontology annotation, molecular function: carbohydrate derivative binding; monosaccharide binding; glucose-6-phosphate isomerase activity. Gene Ontology annotation, biological process: glucose 6-phosphate metabolic process; gluconeogenesis; glycolytic process. NCBI's taxonomy places the organism in Eukaryota, Metazoa, Chordata, Actinopteri, Cypriniformes, Nemacheilidae. The coding region runs from base 108 to 1769 and encodes 553 amino acids. The transcript is spliced from 18 exons. Gene Ontology annotation, cellular component: cytosol.
CAUCGCACUUCCUCCUCACGCAGCGCUUUCUACGCACUGUAUGACUGCUGAUCUGCUGUUACUCACUUUCACAGCUUUGGACCGCAGAACAGUUCAAUCUUUUCAUCAUGGGCCUCACCAGCGAUCCAAACUAUCUCAAACUGGAACAAUGGUACAAAUCCAGCGCUGGAAACCUGAACAUGAGGCAGAUGUUCGAGGCGGAUCAAGACCGAUUCAACAAGUUCAGUUUAACGCUGGAGACGGAUGAUGGAGAUGUCCUGCUGGAUUACUCCAAGAAUCUCAUCAAUAAAGAAAUUAUGGACAUGCUUUUUGACAUGGCACGAUCGUUGGGCAUCGAGGCAGCCAGAGAGAAGAUGUUUACUGGAGAGAAGAUCAACUUCACUGAGGGUCGGGCUGUUCUCCACAUCGCUCUGAGAAACCGCUCGAACACUCCCAUUAUGGUGGACGGAAAAGAUGCGAUGCCCGAUGUGAACAGAGUUCUGGCGCAGAUGAAGCAGUUUUGCCAUAAAGUGCGCAGUGGCGAGUGGAAAGGCUUCAGUGGUAAAUCCAUCACUGAUGUGGUGAAUAUUGGCAUUGGAGGAUCUGAUCUGGGUCCUCUCAUGGUGACUGAAGCUCUGAAGCCGUACUCUAAAGGAGGACCCAACGUGUGGUUCGUCUCUAACAUCGACGGCACACACAUGGCCAAGACCCUCGCCCAGCUCAACGCUGAGACAACCCUCUUCAUUAUUGCAUCCAAGACCUUUACCACCCAGGAGACCAUCACUAACGCAGAGACGGCCAGAGAAUGGCUCCUCCAGGCUGCUAAUGAUCAAUCUGCUGUGGCCAAACACUUUGUGGCUCUUUCUACCAACGCACCGAAAGUUAAAGACUUUGGUAUCGACACCAAGAACAUGUUUGAGUUUUGGGAUUGGGUCGGCGGGCGUUACUCGCUGUGGUCGGCUAUUGGUUUGUCCAUUGCACUGCACAUAGGUUUUGAAAACUUCGAGCAGCUUCUUGCUGGUGCUCAUUGGAUGGAUAACCACUUUCGCACGGCUCCUCUGGAGCAGAAUGCUCCGGUCUUACUGGCCCUGCUGGGCGUCUGGUACGUCAACUUCUUCCAGGCGGAGACGCAUGCCCUGCUGCCCUACGACCAGUACAUGCACCGCUUCGCUGCGUACUUCCAGCAGGGAGACAUGGAGUCCAACGGGAAAUACAUCACAAAGUCUGGCACUCGUGUGAACUACCACACCGGACCCAUCGUGUGGGGGGAGCCGGGAACUAAUGGACAGCACGCUUUCUACCAGCUCAUUCACCAGGGGACUCGCUUGAUUCCCGCUGACUUCCUCAUACCAGCUCAGACUCAGCAUCCAAUCAGAGACAACCUCCAUCACAAGAUCCUGAUGGCAAACUUCCUGGCUCAGACAGAGGCUCUUAUGAGAGGAAAGACCUCUGAUGAGGCCAAGAAAGAGCUCAAGGCUGCUGGGAUGUCUGGAGAUGCGCUGGAGAGACUCCUGCCCCAUAAAGUAUUUCAGGGAAACAAACCGAGCAACUCCAUCAUCUUCAAGAAGCUCACACCCUUUAUGCUUGGUGCAUUAGUUGCAAUGUAUGAGCACAAGAUCUUUGUGCAAGGCGUGAUUUGGGAUAUCAACAGCUAUGACCAGUGGGGUGUGGAGCUGGGCAAGCAGCUGGCCAAGAAAAUCGAACCCGAGCUGCAGGAUGACGCAGAAGUUGAUUCCCACGACUCUUCCACCAAUGGACUCAUCAGCUUCUUCAAGAAGAACCGCUCUUAAGCAUUUUCAGACCCCCUAACCCAUCUCUGCUGGCCCUCUCAUCCAAAGGGAGUAAUGAAUUGUGUAUUAACGCUUGGCGUAGUUCAUAUCUGAUAGGCCUAGAUAAGGAGGAUGAGCACUUUAUGUCUGUUUCAUCACGUAUAAGCCAUGAGAUUGUUGUGUGUCGUGUAAGAUUUGACUGUAUUCAUGUCUGUGAGGGAAACACCUGUGUGCACUGUUUAUUCUAGAUACAAUAUCAUGGACCAACGAACCACAAUAAAUGUAUAAUUUGUCGGUU